Messenger RNA from Salmo salar (Atlantic salmon), 2535 nucleotides. The record is from RefSeq and is a predicted model, not a curated record. Lineage: Eukaryota; Metazoa; Chordata; Actinopteri; Salmoniformes; Salmonidae.
GUGGUAGAGGCUUUCAAAGAGGAAGCACACAGCCUAUGAAAAGCCCGGAGUCUGCGAGUGGGGUGGAGACUGUCUCAUCCAUGAAAUCACCCCAUUGUGCUAUAGCUGCUGUGGCUUACUGAAUUAGGGUUUUCCUACAGCAGGAGGACAUUUUUCUGUCAGCACAAACGUCAAAAACAAAUGUCUCAACUAUUACAGCAGAGGAACUUCCAUUCAUCAAAGCAAUGAGAACAGCAAAACAUGUUACGGAAGCUGUGCUGUGUUAUUCUACUCAUGAUCCAGAGGGAUACAGAAAGUACACGGGUGAUUGGAGGACGCAGGACUGUGGUACAGGGGGAGGAUGUGGAUUUAUCCUGCAGACUGAUAGAGACAACUGAGGAUCUCGAACAGAUAACAUGGCAGAAAAGUACUUGGGAAGAAACACAGAACCAUCAUUUUAUGCUGAUUUAUCCCAAUGGGGUUACUAAGUUUAUUGCACAGAAUGGAUUGGUAGGUAGAGUCCAAUUUAUUGGGAACCCAUCGGAAAACCUUGGAUCUAUUCGAAUAACAGCUGUCAGACUGUUUGAUGAAGGCACCUCCACAUGUAUCUUCAGUGUUUUCCCCCGUGGAGCAUACACUACAGAGAUACCCCUGACUGUGCUUGUUCCUCCAGUGGUGAAUGUGACAGUUGAUGUUCCUCCUGUCAUUGGGGAGAAUGAGGUUGUCUUGGCAACCUGUGUGGCUGCUGGUGCCAAGCCACAGGCAGAAGUGACGUGGAAGACAGGUACAUUGGGCAGUUUGUUGAGGAUAGUGACCAACUCUACCCAGCACGACAACGGAACCACCACAGUACUCAGCCACCUGCUCGGGGUGCCAACCAGAGCAGCCAAUCAGCAGCAGGUCCAGUGUGUGGUCAACCAGUCUGCCCUGGUAACAGAAAGGAGCUACAACUACAACUUAGACAUCCACUAUCCACCUCAGUCAGUGAACAUCACCCUUAGUGAGGCCUCUAAAACCACAGUCUUACUAUGUGUAACAGAUGGCAACCCACAUCCCAACUACACCUGGAGCAGAGUGGUCCAGCCAUGGCCUGGGUCUUCAGUGAAAGCAGAGGGAGACAUACUGCACUUCCUCAGUCUCAACUCUGAGCUGAAUGGUCUCUAUGUCUGUGAGACCUCCAACCCCUACGGACGAGCAACUGGCUCCAUCUAUGUACACAUAUCCUCUGAGACCUCUGCUGCCUGUUGGGUUCUACUGGUUGUCAUUCUCUCUCUGAUUGUUGCUGCGGCUGCACUCAUAUGGUACCGCUGCAAAUACAGACAGUUUCCUUGGAGUCCAAUCAUAGCCAAACAUCAGUUCCAGGCACCACAACUGUCAUAAGUUUCGUCUUCUGAUGAAGAGUAAGAAAUAUCGGACCAAUACGCAGCGUGAGGACCUGAGCCCUAGGACCGUGCCUCAGGACUACCUGGCAUGAUGACUCCUUGUUGUCCCCAGUCCAACUGGCUGUGCUGCUGCUCCAGUUUCAACUGUUCUGCCUGCGGCUAUGGAACCCUGACCUGUUCACCGGACGUGCUACCUGUCUCAGACCUGCUGUUUUCAUCUCUCUAGAGCCAGCAGUAGUGGUAGAGAUACUCUGAAUGAAAAACCAACUGACAUUUACUCCUGAGGUGCUGACCUGUUGCACCCUCGACAACCACUGUGAUUAUUAUUAUUUGACCCUGAUGGUCAUCAAUGAACAUUUGAACACAAUGUUUUGUUAUAAUCUCCACCCGGCACAGCCAGAAGAGGACUGACCACCCCUCAUUGCCUGGUUCCACUCAACGUUUCUUCCUAGAUGCUGGCCUUUCUAGGGAGUUUUUCCUAGCCACCCUGCUUCUACACCUGCAUUGCUUGCUGUUUGGGGUUUUAGGCUGGGUUUCUGUAGAGCACUUUGAGAUAUUAGUUGAUGUAAGAAGGGCUUUAUAAAUACAUUUGAUUUGAUUUGAUUUGACAAUGACCCAAAGCACAGCUUCAAACUAUGCAAUAAGUAUUUAGGGAAGAAGCAGUCAGCUGGUAUUCUGUCUAUAAUGGAAUGGCCAGCACAGUCCCCGGACCAUUUUGAGCUCUUGUGGGAGCAGCUUGACCGUAUGGUACGUAAGAAGUGCCCAUCAAGCCAAUACAACUCGUGGGAGGUGCUUCAGGAAGCAUGGGGUGAAAUCUCUUCAGAUUACCUCAACAAAUUGGAAACUAGAAUGCCAAAGGUCUGCUAGGCUGUAACUGCUGCAAAUGGAGGAUUCUUUGACAAAAGCCAAGUUUGAAGGACACAAUUAUCAUUUCACUUAAAAAUCAUUAUUUAUAACCUUGUUAACGUCUUGACUAUAUUUCCGAUUCAUGUUGCAACUCAUUUCAUGUGUGUUUUCAUGGAAAACAAGGACAUUUCUAAGUGACCCCAAACUUUUGAACGGUAGUGUAUAUAGUGCAUCAUCAGAGAGGGGGGUCCCAAGUCAUACAGAUUCUGGCCUGUUGCUGUUUUUAACUUUGUUUUUCUUAAAGAAAAUAUAUAAUUUUGUCCCAUCA